Molecule: messenger RNA, 333 nt
Organism: Meloidogyne enterolobii
Lineage: Eukaryota; Metazoa; Nematoda; Chromadorea; Rhabditida; Meloidogynidae
Source: the annotation of a GenBank genome assembly
AUGAAAAUUGAUAAUUUUUUAAUUGUUUUUAUCUUCAAUUGGUCAUUAUGGACUUUUGUUAAAACUAUUGCUAUUCAAAAAAGUCUAGCUAGACAAGUUGAAAAAGAUUGCGCGGCAGAGGAUCCCGCUAAAAUAAUAAAUGAUGAAGCUGAAUCUUCAGUUGAUCUUAGACUUCAUAAAUAUGAAGAAAAUUUAACAAAAAGUGACACAAAAAGAAAUAAUGGAGUGGACAAUGUAAUUAACAAUAGUGAAUAUAAACAAGAAAAUUAUCAAAAAAAGAAAGAAAGGAAACGUGAAAAUAGUCGAAAAUACCGAAAACUGAACAAAGACUAA